AUGAUUUAUCCCAUAUUUGCAAAUUAUAUUCCACAGUGGCGCUGUUCUGUCAAUCAGUCAUUUUCCAAUAAUUGUACCAUUUUUCUAUCAUGUAAAGAUAGCAUUCAAUUCAGUGAGAUAGCAUUUUUCUCAGCAGCUCUUGAAUAUGACUGGAUUUGUGGUGCAUCUGCAUACUGGGCAUCAUUAUUCAGCCAAAUACAGUUUCUUGGUGUUUUAUUGGGUACAAUAAUUACGGGAACUUUAUCGGAUAUUUUUGGACGACAUCCUUUAGCUUUAAUUUCACUCACUUGUGGUAUUAUCGUUUCCUUCUGCUCAGGAUUAGCACCAAGUUGGGAAAUUUUGUUGGUUUUAAGAUUUUUCGUUGGCCUUUCCAUUGGUGGUACAAUUGUGGUAGUAUGUACAUAUGUGAUGGAAAUGCUUUUACCCAAGCAACGUAUGGCGCUCAGAGCCUUUUUCAAUUGGGGUAUUGCACGACUGAUGAUGACAACUAUAUGUUACUUGUUACCGGAAUGGCGUCAAGCAUCGUUCGGAAAUGCUAUAGCUGCUUUACCGGCUCUUCUUAUUGUCUUUUUCAUUUUCCCGGAAAGUCCAACAUGGUUACAUAGCAAGAAUCGUAUAGAUGAAAUGCGUGAAAGUGAGAAAAAGAUUGCAUGUAUAGCUGGCAUACCAUAUGCUGAAGUGGAACAUAAAAGGGUAGAAAAAAAUAAACGUUUGAUUGAUGUCAUCCGAAAUCCAAACUAUGCUAAACGAUUGUUUAUCUUAUGGUUAAUUUGGUUCACGGCAUCAUUAUGUGGUUAUGCAAUUGAUUUAAAUUCAUCACGUAUAAGUGGUAAUCUAUUCCUCAAUCAAGCAUUAUUUUCCAUUCUUAUUGCUGCCUCUAAAAUAAUACUGGUAAUUUAUGAUACAGUAAAUAAAAAUUUCAAUCGACGUAAACUACAUCAAUAUGCCCAAUUAGCUGUUUGCAUAUGCUUCCUAACAUUAACUAUUCUUGUUUACCUUCAUUAUCAGGGCAUUGCUAUACUGGUAAUUAAUUUAAUUGGUACAGUAUUUAUCGAGUAUACCUGGGAUGCAUGUUACUUAUGUGCGGUUGAAUCGAUGCCAACAUCAAUGCGUGCCUCCUCUCUUGGUUCAUGCUCUUUCAUUGCUAGGAUUGGUGCUUUACUUUCACCAACAAUCUUUUUUUUGUCAAAUAUAUGGCCACCAUCAGCUUACCUCAUUGUUGUACUCGUUGGUGUAAUUAGCUUAAUUUCAUCUUGCUUAUUUCUGGUAGAAACAAAAAAUAUUCACCUUGACCGAGUGGAUGAGGAAAGUGUCAGUGUGCAGGAAGAGCAAAUACCAAUGGUAUCAAGGAGACAGUGA
Brugia malayi is the source of this 1359-nucleotide messenger RNA. Its product is annotated as major facilitator superfamily protein. The transcript is spliced from 9 exons. Gene Ontology annotation, biological process: transmembrane transport. NCBI's taxonomy places the organism in Eukaryota, Metazoa, Nematoda, Chromadorea, Rhabditida, Onchocercidae. Gene Ontology annotation, molecular function: transmembrane transporter activity. The coding region runs from base 1 to 1359 and encodes 452 amino acids. The record is from RefSeq and is a predicted model, not a curated record. Gene Ontology annotation, cellular component: membrane.